This is a messenger RNA of Betta splendens (Siamese fighting fish), 5379 nucleotides long. It is a transcript of the gene depdc5, whose product is annotated as DEP domain containing 5, GATOR1 subcomplex subunit. Gene Ontology annotation, cellular component: GATOR1 complex; lysosomal membrane. NCBI's taxonomy places the organism in Eukaryota, Metazoa, Chordata, Actinopteri, Anabantiformes, Osphronemidae. Gene Ontology annotation, biological process: cellular response to amino acid starvation; intracellular signal transduction; positive regulation of autophagy. The record is from RefSeq and is a predicted model, not a curated record. The transcript is spliced from 42 exons. Bases 142 to 5136 code for a protein of 1664 amino acids. Gene Ontology annotation, molecular function: GTPase activator activity.
GCUGGCCAGCUAUUAGUAGUGUCAAAGUAGCCACAUGCUAGGCUAGCCUUUGUCAACAUUAAAGGCAGCCUGAGCUGCUGAGAGUUUGAGCUGUGGAGAGAAGACUAGGCUACUGGCGUAUGAACACUAAAGUGAUUCAUCAUGAAGACCAAUAAAUCAUAUAAACUUGUGCUGCACAAAAAAGGAUUUGGUGGAAGUGAUGACGAGUUGGUUGUGAACCCUAAAGUUUUCCCUCAAGUCAGUGUAGGAGAUAUAAUCGAGGUUGCACACCCCACAGAUGAAUACAGUCCUCUCCUCCUGCAAGUGAAGAGCCUCAAGGAGGACCUGCAGAAAGAAACAAUCAGUGUGGAUCAGACUGUAGCACAAGCCUUUAAACUGCGUGCCUACCAGGAUGUCAUUGUUAACAUAAUCGAUCCAAAGGAUGUAACACUGGACUUGGUGGAGCUGACUUUCAAGGACCAGUACAUUGGCAGAGGAGACAUGUGGAGACUGAAGAAGAGUCUGGUGAGCACAUGUGCUUAUAUAACCCAGAAAGUGGAGUUUGCUGGAAUCAGAGCCCAGGUCAGCGAACUGUGGGUCAAAGGAGAGAAGGUGACUUGUGGUUACAUCGGUGAAGACACUAGGGUGGUUUUCAGAUCUACAUCUGCAAUGGUUUACAUCUUUAUCCAGAUGAGCUGUGAGAUGUGGGACUUUGACAUCUAUGGGGAUCUGUACUUUGAGAAGGCCGUCAAUGGCUUCCUGUCUGACCUUUUUGCCAAGUGGAAGGAGAAGAACUGCAGUCAUGAGGUCACCGUUGUGCUCUUCUCACGUACGUUCUACAAUGCUAAAACCUUAGAUGAGUUUCCUGAAAUUCUAAGAAGCUCCAUCAGGCCAGAUCACGAGGGACGUUUUUAUGAAGACUUCUACAGGGUUGUUGCUCAGAAUGAGAGACGGGAUGAGUGGACUUCACUUCUGGUCACUAUCAAGAAGCUUUUUAUUCAGUAUCCAGUCUUGGUGCGACUGAAAGCAGAUGGUUUUCCUCUGGGUUACAACUCAACUGCUGCUCAAGGAAAUUACCUCGAAGCUAUAAACCUUUCCUUCAAUGUGUUUGACAAACACUACAUCAACCGCAACUUUGACCGCACCGGACAGAUGUCCGUGGUCAUCACACCUGGAGUAGGAGUGUUUGAAGUCGACCGCCUGCUUAUGAUUCUCACCAAACAGCGCAUGAUUGACAAUGGUAUUGGGGUAGACCUGGUGUGUAUGGGGGAGCAGCCGCUGCAUGCGGUUCCAUUGUUUAAGCUGCACAACAGGUCAACACCUGGAGACUCGCGUGUUGGAGAUGACUAUAACCUGCCUCAUUGGAUCAACCACAGCUUCUACACGUCCAAAAGUCAGAACUCGUGCAGCUCCUUUACUCCUCGAAUCAAGCUGGCCGGUCGUAAGCUUCAUGCUGAAAAAUUUAAGAGCAACAAAGAACAUGCUCUCUGUGCUCCAAAGGACUCCGAUAACAGCCUGCCUAUACAGGUGGACUAUGAUGGCUAUGAUGCUCAGGUGUUCAGACUUCCCGGCCCUUCGAGGAUUCAAAGGAGUAACUUCAGAAUGGGCCGCGACAAAGAGAUAAACGGGAGGAAGAGCUGGGGCUCAGUGGGGGUCAGUACAGGCAUCGAUGCGUCCCCCCCUGUUCGCUCUGGUGCUCUUGAGGAACAGCGCAGUUUAGCAUCUGAUGAUAGUCUUGGCCCUGUGUCAAACAUGCUGCUGAUACCCCGCCUGCCUCCUAUGCAAUAUGAAGUCAGCAGCUCUCUAGGAUACACGAGCACCAGAGAGUUGUUGGAGAAGAUGAUAGACUCUCAGCGGGAUUCCAGUGCUCCAGGCAGGUUCACAGUGGGAAGUGCUGAGUCAACGUUGCACAUCCGUCCUGGAGGUUACACGCCUCAGAGAGCUCUCAUAAACCCCUUCACCCCCUCCAGGAUGCCCAUGAAGCUGACCUCCAACCGUCGGCGCUGGAUGCACACAUUCCCCGUUGGUCCUUCUGGGGAAGCAAUCCAGAUCCAUCACCAGACCAGACAGAACAUGGCUGAACUGCAGGGCAGCCAGCAGAAAGAAUCCUCCCACACCUCAGCCGAGCUGCUGGAGCUGGCCUAUGACGAGGCUACUGGAAAAAGAACGUCCAACAUGCAUGUGAGAGAAAACGGCCUUUAUGUUGGCGGAAGGAUGGAAGAAGUCACUGGAAGCCCCAACAACAACAGUGGUGAUAUUCCUUCUGAUAAAACAACUCAUUGUAGUACUUGGACCCAGUGGACAUGUUCCUCCACUGUUGUUCCACAGUCAAGAGUAACAAUGCACAUUGGGACCUUUGGCUUUGGAACCACAGAUCUUGCUUUCAUUGGUGUCUUUCCAUUUACACGCUUCACUCAAAUAAUUAUUACCUUCAGAAUAAGAUUCUUCUUCUUUUUUCUUGGUGCAGGAACCUUGACAAACCGUGGUUCUUCAUUUGAAACCCUUCCUGUCGGCGGUGCUGAACCAACCCUGCUGCUGUCUUCGCCCCCGAUAGUGCCCAGCUUCUGCUGCACAGUUGGGGUAGACUGGAAGUCUCUGACCACACCAGCCUGCCUGCCUCUCACCACCGAUUAUUUCCCGGACCGUCAGGCGUUGCAAAAUGACUACACUGAAGGCUGCUAUGACCUUCUGCCGCACAGUGACCUGGAGAGGCGUGAAGAUGAAGCCCCAGUGAUGAGUGCGUCUCAGGUGUUUGAGGAGUUUAUCUGUCAGAGGUUGAUGCAGGGAUACCAGAUCAUUGUCCAACAGAAUAACAGAAAGGCCCCGCCUGCUGUAGCCACGCCGCUUGGCAGCAGCCCUCUGUACUCCAGAGGUCUGGUUUCUCUGCGUCGGGCAGAGGAGGAAGAGACCGUUUACUGGCUCAGCAUGGGCCGGACCUUUCACAAAGUCUGCCUCAAAGACAAGAUCAUAACUGUAACUCGCUAUCUGCCAAAGUAUCCAUAUGAGUCUGCUCAGAUCCAGUACAGCUACAGCCUGUGCCCUUCGCACGCUGAUGCUCAGUUUGUGUCCUGCUGGGUUGAGUUUGGCCAUGAAAGACUAGAGGAAUAUAAGUGGAACUACCUGGAUCAGUACAUCUGCUCCACUGGCUCAGAGGACUUUAGUUUAAUUGACUCACUAAAGUUCUGGAGGACUCGCUUCCUCCUGCUGCCAGCUGGAGGGGCUCGGAGGGUGGCUGAUGGCGAGGGCCACUGGGACGUUUAUGGCGACAGCGUGGGAGCUGCGAUGGGUGGAGACUGGAUACUGCUGGACGGCUUCAUACGGUUCCUGGAGGGUCUCAACCGCAUUCGGCGACGCCAUCGGUCCGACAGAAUGAUCAGACAGAAGGGCACACCGCUGAAAGGACUGCAGGUCACAAGUCCUCUCCUUCCAUAUCCUCCCGAUCCUGUGCCGCCCCCACAGGGAAAGAAAGGCACCUCUGCGUUAUCGGCUCUGCUAGAGAUGGAGCAGAAUCAGAAAACAUUGGAGGAGCAGCAGCAGCAGCAAACUAAGACUUCAGCAGCUGUCAGUGACCCCUCAAAUGCUCCGACAACUACAGCAUAUGUAGAUAGUCCCCGCAAGGAUGCUGCCUUUAUUUUGGAUUUUAUACGUAGCCCCCGUUCCUCCUACGUCUAUCACCCUCAGUUACCAGCCGAAGCCAGCGAGGGAGUCCAACCUGGAGCCACAGCUGGGGCCACAGCUGGGGCCACAGCUGGGGCCACAGCUGGAGCCACAGUGCAGCCGGUGGGAGAGCCUGCAGCCAGCGGCAGCGCAGACAGCAGUGGGCAGUCUGCACCGGGAACCUUUUCCCUGUCCUCUUCUUCAACGCUGCUGGAGAUCCUGGAAGCCAUCAAACACCCUACCACAGGUGUCCAGCUGCUCCCAGAGCAGAAGGGGCUCCCCAUCAACUGUUUCAUCAGUGCUGAGGUGGUUCACUGGCUGGUCAACAAUGUGGAGGGCGUUACCACUCAGGGGAUGGCAGUGGAUGUUAUGCAGAAAAUGCUGGAUGAAGGUUUGGUGGCUCACGCCUCUGGAGACGCCAUGCGUAUCUUUGUCUAUGGCUUCUACUUCUACAGAAUAGUCGGAGAGAAGGACGGGCCCGCCGCCCAGCCUCCCACCACAGCGACUGGAGGCUGGUCUACUGCAGGCCUGGAAGACUUUGCCUUGUUCCAGAGGAAAUGGUUUGAAGUGGCUUUUGUGAUGGAGGAGCGGAGACACUCUGACCUACCAGCCUUCCUGCUGCCCUGGCUGCCCAGCCGGCCGGCCUCCUACGCAAGUAGGCACAGCUCCUUCAGUCGCAGCUUUGGAGGACGCAGCCAGGCCGCUGCACUACUAGCUGCGACCGUGCCAGAGCAGAAGACGGUCACUCUGGAUGUGGAUGUUAACAACCGCAGCGACCGAACCGAGUGGUGCAGUUGCUAUUACCACGGAAACUUCUCCCUCAACGCUGCUUUUGAGAUCAAGUUGCACUGGAUGGCUGUCACUGCUGCUGUGCUCUUUGAGAUGGUUCAAGGCUGGCACAGGAAGGCAGCCUCCUGCGGCUUCCUGCUGGUCCCUGUGCUGGAGGUGCCCUUCGCUCUGACGUCUUACCUGUACGGAGACCCCCUGAGGGCCCAGCUGUUCAUCCCUCUGAACAUCCCCUGUCUCCUGAAGAACGGCAACGACAACCUCUUUGAAGGCUUCGAGCCAGAGACGUACUGGGACAGGAUGCAGCUGUUUCAGGAGGCCAUACUGUACAGGUUUGGCUUCGCGCACGAUAAGUUUUCCGCUUCUGCUUUCAAUUUCCCCUCGGAGAACAAGCCUCAGUACAUUCAUGUCACAGGCACAGUGUUCCUGCAGCUGCCGUACUCCAAGAGGAAGUACUCAAGCGGGCAGCAGCGCCGCCGCAGGAACUCUACCUCGUCCAACAGCCAGGGGCCAUUCGGUGGCGAGGAGCGGGUCGGCUACUACUGGGCCUACAACACUAUGCUGACCAAAGCCUGGAGGACGGGCGUGCUGGGCGACGAGAGGCUGGCCGAGAGGCUGCUCAGAGACUUCAGCGAUUUUUGUGCCAAUAAGGACAACAGGCUGCUGAACUUCUGGGAAAGCUGCCAGGAUAAAAUGAACGCCAGUACUCCCUGACAGGAGGAGACACAUAAACAAGAACUGUGAACAAAUUAGAAGAGCUAUGUUUAUUUAUUUUGUGUUUAUCAAACUAAAAUGUUGAUCAGUAUUAUUAUUAUUAUUAUUAUCAUUAAUAUUCCAUUAGUUAUGCUACUGUACAAAAACACAGUACAAAAUGAAUAAUUAUAAAAUAAUAAAAUUAAUUUACAGCCUUUUACAUUUGACGUUCAGUCAAAUGUUAAAAUAAACAACUUUACGCUU